AUGAGAUUAAAGAGGAAAAAUAUAGAACAAUCAGAGGAGAAGAAUGCAAUGAGAUUAAAGAGGAAAACUGUAGAACAAUCAAAGGAGAAGAAUGCAAUGAGAUUAAAAAGGACAAAUAUAGAACAAUUAGAGAAGGAGAAGAAUGCAAUAAGAUUGAAGAGGAAAAAUAUAGAACAAUUAGAGAAACAGAAGAAUGCAAUGAGAUUAAAGAGGAAAACUGUAGAACAGUCAGAGGAGAAGAAUGCAAUGAGAUUAAAAAGGACAAAUAUAGAACAAUUAGAGAAGGAGAAGAAUGCAAUAAGAUUGAAGAGGAAAAAUAUAGAACAAUUAGAGAAACAGAAGAAUGCAAUGAGAUUAAAAAGGACAAAUAUAGAAAAAUUAGAGAAGGAGAAGAAUGCAAUAAGAUUGAAGAGGAAAAAUAUAGAACAAUUAGAGAAACAGAAGAAUGCAAUGAGAUUGAAGAGGAAAAAUAUAGAACAAUUAGAGAAACAGAAGAAUGCAAUGAGAUUAAAAAGGACAAAUAUAGAACAAUUAGAGGAGAAGAAUGCAAUAAGAUUGAAGAGGAAAAAUAUAGAACAAUUAGAGAAACAGAAGAAUGCAAUGAGAUUAAAGAGGAAUAACAUACAACAACUUGAGAAAGAACGUAAUGCAAAGAGAUUAAAAAGAAAAAAUAUACAACAACUUGCGAAAAAGUUUAAUGCUAAGAGAUUGAAAUGUAAAAAUGCAGUUGGAAACGAUCGAUUUAGUGAACUCAAUAAUGAAUUUCAGAGAGAUGUAUCUGAAGGACCAGAAUAUGUAUGUAAUUGGUGUUAUCAAACAUGGUAUAGACAUUCUGUUAUUGAAUGUAAUCAUGAUAAAUAUAAUGAGGAACUUGCUAAAUUAUGUAUAACUGAUUUUAAAUCAGUAAAUGAUAGACAAUGA
This is a messenger RNA of Saccoglossus kowalevskii, 921 nucleotides long. RefSeq names its product reticulocyte binding protein 2 homolog b-like. The record is from RefSeq and is a predicted model, not a curated record. NCBI's taxonomy places the organism in Eukaryota, Metazoa, Hemichordata, Enteropneusta, Harrimaniidae.